AGAGGGAGGGGGUGAGAGAGGGAGAGAGAAUGAGAAAGGGAGAGAGGGGUGACAGGGAAGAUGGUAAGGUCUACUCUUUGAGAAACUGUGACACCCCUGAGGACAGAACGAUCUCAGUGUGUGUCUCAGAGUCCCCACAAAGGGCCCCCUAUAGGGGAAGUGGAGGGGGAAGGGAUUGGAUUUGUGAUGCCCCUCAAAGGGCCCAUAAGGAGGUGAAGAGGCAGGGGAGGGGAGGAGGACGAGGUGGGAGGAGCGAGAGGGGAGGAGGAAGGAGUGGGAGGGAAGGAGGAAGGGUCGGGAGGGAGACUGACAGGGAGGAAGACACCGGACAGAUAGUAUCUGAGAUUAAGGUAUGUAUGAGCAGUAGCAGCAGCUCAGAGACACAGGACUGCAGAGAGGCUGCUAUCAGGCCCAGACCACCAAGGCCAAGGCCCAGGCCUAGAUCCGGGCCCAGUUCCAGCACCCCACAACCUCACCAGACACAAUCCCACACCCAGACCCGUCCAAAACAGGCCUACCAGACCCACACCUACCUGACAGAGUGCCAUACCGGACCAACAAAAGCCCACCCAGCACAGAACCAUCACCUAGAGGCUCAGAGCGACGCCCGACAGAGCCAGCAGACUAAGACACAGGACUGCAGAGACGGUGCCAUCAGUUCUAUACCUAGAUCUGACUUCAUCACACCACACCCUCACCCUCCUCAAACCCCGGCCCAAACGCAGCACAGCCAGGCCCAGCAGACACACACCCAGCCUCCCCAGAUCUGCCCAAAACAGGCCCAUCCGGCAAAGACUCACACCCACCCGACACAGGCCCAGACCCAGGCCCGACAAGUCAUGCCGACACAGGCCCAAAACCACAAGAGACAAGCACCCACCCAUCCGACACAGGCCCAGACACUGCAGCACCACAGAGAAGGUUCCACCAGGCCCACCUUUGACUGCCCUCCCACUCACCAGACCCAGAUCCAGCAGACUCAGCAUCGCAGAGAGAGUCUCACCACUGAGCCUACACACAGCCAGGAGAGCCAGGCCCAGACCCAGCAGUCAGAGGACCAGACCCAAGCCUGGCAAAUUCAGGAUCGGAGAGGGAGUCCCAUCACUUCUGACCCCCCUCCCGCCCACCAGACCCAGGCCCAGAACCAUCCUCAGCAGCAAGAGGCCUGGCAGACCAUGCAACACCAUAGAGAGAGCCUUACCAGCCCCAGGCCCGACUCUGACUCCCCACCCAGUAAAGCCCAAAAUGACCAGUUUCAGUCCCAGCAGCACUACAGAGAGAGUCUCCCCAGGUCCCGGCCCACUUCUGCCUCCCCUCCCAGCCACAAGACCCAAAUACAGGACCACACUCCCCACACCCGACAGACACCGCAGCAUCGCAGAGAGAGCACCACCAGUCCCAGGCCCCCCUCUGACUCCCCUCCCCUCCAGGAGAGCCACCAGGCCCACAUCCAGGCCCACUCUUUUCAGACUGAGAGCCAGGGCAGACAGACCCAGCACUAUUGCAGAGAGAACACCACCAGCCCAAGGCCUACUUCUAACUCCACUCCUAGCCUGGAGAGCCAUCCACGGGCUGUCAAUGUAUCACCAGCUUCACAUCAGAACACAGAGCCACAGAGGGAGUCCCCAGAGGAGAGACAGACAAGGACACAGACACAGAUGCCUCACAAUGUCCCAGAGCAGCAGCCUGGCAGGCCCCAGUGCCCAGAGCCCCGUGCCCUACAGAAGGACAGCAACAACACACCUCAGCCUGAACCAACACAGAACAACGCCUCGUUCCCCAGCUUUGUGGAUGUCCCAGGUCCGUGUGAGCCGGAGGACCUGAUCGAUGGGAUCAUCUUUGCUGCUAACUACCUUGGUUCCACACAGCUGCUGUCUGACAAGAAUCCAUCUAAAGGAACACGCAUGGCCCAGGCGCAGGAGGCUGUCAGCCAGGUCAAGAGCCAAGAUGAAGACUCUCAGAUGGUGACAGAAGUUGACCUCUUCAUCUCCACCAAAGCAGUCAAAGUGCUGAAUGCUGACACGCAGGAGACGCUGAUGGACAGUGCGUUGCGUUCCAUAUCCUACAUCGCAGACAUCGGGAGCAUCGUGGUUCUGAUGGCCCGUACCCGUAUGGCAGGAACAUCCUCACAGGACUGUAGUGAAGCUGAUCUCUCCUCCUCAGAGGGACAGAGACACUACAGAAUGAUCUGCUAUGUCUUUGAGUCAGAAGACGCCCAGCUCAUUGCCCAGUCCAUCGGACAGGCAUUCAGCGUUGCCUACAGGGAGUUCCUCCGAGCCAAUGGGAUCAAUCCUAAGGACCUGAGUCAGAAGCAAUACAGUGACAUCAUCAAUUCCCAGGAAAUGUACAAUGACGACCUGGUCCAUUUCUCAAACUCUGACAACUGUAAAGAGCUGGAGUUGGAGAAGCAGAAGGGUGAGAGCCUAGGUGUGGUGAUAGUGGAGUCUGGCUGGGGCUCCAUCCUGCCUACGGUGAUCCUAGCUAACAUGUUGAACAGCGGCCCAGCUGCCCGCUCUGGGAAGCUCAACGUGGGAGACCAGAUCAUGUCCAUCAACAACACCAGCCUGGUAGGGCUACCACUAGCUACCUGCCAGGGUAUCAUCAAGGGUCUGAAGAGCCAGGUUCAGGUGAAGCUGAGCAUCGUGAGUUGUCCUCCUGUCACCACUGUCCUCAUCAAGAGACCCGACCUCAAGUUCCAGCUGGGCUUCAGUGUUCAGAACGGCAUUAUCUGCAGUCUGAUGCGCGGCGGUAUCGCAGAGCGAGGAGGGGUGCGAGUCGGCCACAGGAUCAUUGAGAUCAAUGGGCAGAGUGUGGUUGCCAUGCCGCAUGAGAAGAUAGUCCAGACCCUGUCUGUAUCAGUGGGAGAGAUCAACAUGAAGACCAUGCCUGCAGUGAUGUUCAGACUGUUAACAGGACAGGAGACUCCUGUUUACAUCUAGUCUCUCCAUGCCUGCUCCCUCAAUGGCACCCUUUUCCCUGUGUAGUGCACUACUUCUAACCAUGGCCCAUAUGGCUGUGGGUUCACUAUGUGAGGAAUAGGGUGGCAUUUGGUACUCGUACUCUCUCACUGCUUCUGCAUGUCUAGGAGAAAGAUGGUGGACAGACAGGAUGGGUGACAGGCAGAGGAGGCUGGUAUUCCAGCCAUUCCAAUGAGCCUGUCCUCCGGUUUAUAGUGACACCAGCCUCCACUGGUGACAGGGUGGUGGUACAUUAGCAACAUUCAUUUUUUAUAUAUCAUUUUAUUUCAUUCAUUUCAACAACAACAACAAAAAUUCAACUUCAGGCUUAGUUGGAGUAGCCUGGAUAACACAUUGUUUGGCGAUGACGCGUAGUACAAUGUUAGCUAAACAGACUGGUACCAGGCUAUAAUUGAACAGCUACACGGUCAUAAUGGUUUGAUGUGUACAGUGUGUGUGUGUGAAUACUGUUAAAAUAACUGUAAAUGCAAGGUAAAUUAUUAUGUUCUUAUGACUAGAUUGCAAACGUGCCACAAUUUAUUUCCAAUUUAAUAACAUGCAAGAUUAAACAAUGUAGUGACAUAAAUGUGUUGAUACAGUAACUGAACUUAUUGUAGGGAAGGGGUUGGUCUGUCGUUAUUCUUCAAUAGCAGGGAUAUUUAAGCUACAUACCUAAACAGCAUAGGACAAGGCUAUUCUUCAAUAGCAGGGGUAUUUAAGCUAUGUCCUGUGUAUACCUAAACAGCAUAGGACAAGGCUAUUCUUCAAUAGCAGGGGUAUUUAAGCUAUGUCCUGUGUAUACCUAAACAGCAUAGGACAAGGCUAUUCCUCAAUAGCAGGGCUAUUGUUGCCUGGUCUGUCAUUGGAGCCUGCCGUGCCAAUGCAUAACUACUACCUUGGGAGUUGGUAAGACAACAACACAGACCGAUCUGGGGACCAGGCUAGGGGGGGGGGGGUAUUGAGCAAAAGAAGACAAUGUAAUGUAGUGUGUCCCAAAUCACACCCUUUCCACUGGGAACAGAUAUCAGUUCCAAUGUCUAGUUUUGAUUUACAUUUGGUUGAGUUUGUCAAAUAAUGUGAAUUCAACGUGAAAUCAACAACAACAACAACAACAACAACAACAACAACAACAACAACAUUUCACCAUGUCAUUGGAUUUAUCUUACAUUUUUUUUUGGUGGGGGGGGGGGGCGUUGAAGUGUCGUGGAAACGAUCGAUUCAACACGUUUUUUUGUUGUCCGGUGGGUAUUCCCCUAGAUAGUGCACUAGUUUUGACCAUGCGAGGUCCAUAGGGCUCUAAUCAAAAGUAGUGCACUGUGUAGGGAAUAGGGUACCCUUUGGAACUACAAACCAGUGUCUGGAAGCUGUCCUUUUCUCUCUAUACUGCCUUGGAUGUAACAAAGGUUUAAAUAUAACAUUAUGGCAAUGCUGAAAGCCAAAGAUAAUACUGCGACAUGUAUUCUUAAAAAAAAAAAAAAUGAACGAGUGCACUGUUAAGGAUAUAAGGGGGGGAGGGGCAUUUUGGAAUGCAGAGCAGGUAUAAUGAGAAUGUAUAAACUUGUUUAGUUGCUGUAUUGUGAGAAGCUAAGAAUAUACUGUGAUUAAUGAAAUGUUAAUGACAAUGCUUAAUAUUGCUUUCCAAAUACGUUACAAAAAAAAUGACAAAUAAAAGGGAUUUAUGACAUGCAAUGAUGAAAAUAAAGUAAGUACAUGAAAGUCAAGUGGUUCAUGAGGUUGAGGACAACGGCUAAAUGCCAGAUGGCACCCUAUUCCCAUAGGGUUCUGGUCUAAAGUAGUGCACUAUAUAGGGAAUAGGGCUCUGGUCUAAAGUAGUGCCCUAUAUAGGGAAUAGGGCUCUGGUCUAAAGUAAUGCCCUAUAUAGGGAAUAGGGCUCUGUAGGGCUCUGGUCGAAAGUAGUGCCCUAUAUAGGGAAUAGGGCUCUGGUCUAAAGUAAUGCCCUACAUAGGAAAUAGGGCUCUGUAGGGCUCUGGUCGAAAGUAGUGCCCUAUAUAGGGAAUAGGGCUCUGGUCUAAAGUAAUGCCCUAUAUAGGGAAUAGGGCUCUGGUCUAAAGUAAUGCCCUACAUAGGGAAUAGGGCUCUGUAGGGCUCUGGUCGAAAGUAGUGCCCUAUAUAGGGAAUAGGGCUCUGGUCUAAAGUAGUGCCCUAUAUAGGGAAUAGGGCUCUGGUCUAAAGUAAUGUCCUACAUAGGAAAUAGGGCUCUGUAGGGCUCUGGUCGAAAGUAGUGCCCUAUAUAGGGAAUAGGGCUCUGGUCUAAAGUAGUGCCCUAUAUAGGGAAUAGGGCUCUGGUCUAAAGUAAUGCCCUACAUAGGGAAUAGGGCUCUGUAGGGCUCUGGUCGAAAGUAGUGCCCUAUAUAGGGAAUAGGGCUCUGGUCUAAAGUAGUGCCCUAUAUAGGGAAUAGGGCUCUGGUCUAAAGUAAUGCCCUACAUAGGGAAUAGGGCUCUGUAGGGCUCUGGUCGAAAGUAGUGCCCUAUAUAGGGAAUAGGGCUCUGGUCUAAAGUAAUGCCCUACAUAGGGAAUAGGGCUCUGUAGGGCUCUGGUCGAAAGUAGUGCCCUAUAUAGGGAAUAGGGCUCUGGUCUAAAGUAAUGCCCUACAUAGGGAAUAGGGCUCUGUAGGGCUCUGGUCGAAAGUAGUGCCCUAUAUAGGGAAUAUGGCUCUGGUCUAAAGUAGUGCCCUAUAUAGGGAAUAGGGCUCUGGUCUAAAGUAAUGCCCUAUAUAGGGAAUAGGGUGCCAUUUGGGACGUAGGCGACUUGUUUGUUCACUACACAAUGUCAUGUUCAUUACACAAGAAGCAGAUCAUCAAUGACUUGAAUACCUGACUCAACGAUGUCCAUUAAAAGUAUGUGAAUCUCA
This is a messenger RNA of Oncorhynchus keta (chum salmon), 5830 nucleotides long. Its product is annotated as amyloid-beta A4 precursor protein-binding family A member 1-like. Gene Ontology annotation, cellular component: cytoplasm; dendritic spine; plasma membrane. Bases 30 to 2939 code for a protein of 969 amino acids. The record is from RefSeq and is a predicted model, not a curated record. Gene Ontology annotation, biological process: chemical synaptic transmission. Gene Ontology annotation, molecular function: protein binding; amyloid-beta binding. NCBI's taxonomy places the organism in Eukaryota, Metazoa, Chordata, Actinopteri, Salmoniformes, Salmonidae. The transcript is spliced from 11 exons.